ACGCAUGUCCAAUUUCUAUUUUUUUUUAUGUGCUGAGCAUGAUGGGAAAUAGAGGUAACGCAUGGGAAUUUUGAGUCAUAAACAAAGAUUCAUAUUAUGUUUUUGAAGUUGUAUUAUAAGUUGCAGUUUUAUUUUCUUGUUGUUUUGGGAUGCUAGAAUUGUAUUUAGCAUCUUUAGAAGCAGAUAAGCAUAUUCCCAAAAAAGAGAUCUUCUGUUCUAAGUGGAAAACAGGGAUAACACUUCACGCUCACCAGAUGAGGCAAUGUUGUCGAAAUAAAUCAUAAACCAUUAUGACAAGCCGUAUUAUUUCUGGUGACCCGUGAAACAUUUCGACAACACUCAGGAUGGGGCUCAGCGACGAGGAGCCUCAGCACGGCAGCAUGGAGGGCUCUGCUGCUUCGGUAGACGGUUGGAUGAAGAAUCAGUCAAAAAGGGCUAAGCAGCAUAGAGGAACUGCCAAAGGAAAGUUAACACGUAAGCUAGAAAAGUUUUAUGAGCAUGUGAAAGAUAAAGUUGCCUUAGAAAUAUUGGAAGAUAACUAUAAUUUGAUUGUUAAAGCUUUUGAGGAAGUUGAACUAGCAAAUGAAAGUUAUUGCAAUUUACUUGAUGAAACUAGUGAUACUCAAGAAUUAAAGUCUGCAGACAUUUACAUUAAGGAACUUGACGAUAAGAAAUGUGCUGCCCAUGUUUUGUUUGUAAAGAUUAAAGAUGAGAUAUCAAAGAUUGGGACCAUACAAGACUGA
Molecule: messenger RNA, 743 nt
Organism: Penaeus indicus
Lineage: Eukaryota; Metazoa; Arthropoda; Malacostraca; Decapoda; Penaeidae
Exons: 2
Coding region: 345-743 (132 amino acids)
Source: RefSeq, a predicted model, not a curated record